Molecule: messenger RNA, 3840 nt
Organism: Lachancea thermotolerans CBS 6340
Lineage: Eukaryota; Fungi; Ascomycota; Saccharomycetes; Saccharomycetales; Saccharomycetaceae
Gene: CLU1
Product: translation initiation factor 3 subunit CLU1
Exons: 1
Coding region: 1-3840 (1279 amino acids)
Biological process (GO): intracellular distribution of mitochondria
Cellular component (GO): cytoplasm
Molecular function (GO): mRNA binding; protein binding
Source: RefSeq, a predicted model, not a curated record
AUGCGCUCGGCGAGAUUAUUGCCUCUAGGAUUUCAAGAUCAUAAUUUCAAAGAAUUAACGAAGUUCAAAAGUUGUAAAAAAUUUACAUUUUUCGAGUCAUCUUCAAAAAGCUCGACCAAAUCACGCAAUCUUACUGAAUAUCUGACUACGAUGGAUGCGCAAGCUACCGACGCGGUUACUGUGUCGGUGAGACUGCCCCACCAAAAGCAGGAGGUUCAAUUGAACCUGGUGAAGUCCUCAAGCGUCCAAGUUGUUGCCGACAUUUUGCAGUUUUCGCCAUCAUCAAGAUGCUUGACAAAUCUUGAACUCUUUCAGAAAAGCCAGAAACUCACUGGUGAUGAGAUCCUGAAAAACUUGUCAAACUCUGAUUCGCUUAAGCUGGAUGUCAAGUUCAAGCCUUACACAGCAAGAGACGCAUUAAGGCAUGUAACUUUGGUUCGCGACACAAUUGGGUUUACGUCUGAGACCCAAGACGGCAUCUCCGAUUUUGCUAUCUCCACUGGCUCUCAGAUCUCUAGCAUGCCUUUACGCCCCAUAAAGAGCUCGCCCCCAUUGAAAGGCGCGAACGGCGAGUCUUCAGCUUUCGAAAUAUCGGAAGAGGAAAAGAAAGACCUCCAACAAACAGUGAGGGAUUCCUUGAGCAAGCGCCAAACUGUUAAUGAAAUUCUUAAGGCCAAAUCGGGUAUCAUCACGCCCUGCCUUCGUUCCUUGGCAUUGUCCGCUUACAACCCUGUUCCUCCAUUUUACAGAACCAAAGGGCAUUUGUUGUACUUGCAUGUUAUCACACUCGAAAACGAGGCAUUUCAUGUAACUGCAACGUCUUCUGGCUUUUACGUUAACAAGUCGACAUCCACUAAGUUCGAUCCUAGUCCUAGAAGCGAAGGCGAAGUUCCAAAGGUUUCUCUUUUAGAUUUGUUCUCGACUCAUUCCAAGAAGUUCAAGGACCAUCUCAGCAAACUCGAGAAGAAAGUUAGCUCUCUUGAUUCCGUUUUCACCGCCAGACCCUCAACUACUUUCCUGGGCAAGCCUUGGUUAGUUUCGACUACUCCCUCCGGCGCAGGGCACCAUAGUCGCCUGCAAUUGAGCGAGGCUGAUUUCAAUACCGAGAGAAACUUCAAUGAUGAGUUCCAAGCGAUCAAGGAUAUGACAUCAAGUGACUUUCAAUCUAUCGUUGACACCGAAAAGCUGACCGCCAAAGUUUACCAAGAAUUUACUGAAACAGCUGUUAAAGAUGCAAUGUCGAUUUUUUACGAUGAUUUAGUUCCCAUGAAUCCCGAGGCGCCUAGCCGCGAGCAUAUUUAUUUGAAGAACAACAUCUUUUACGCCUUUGUAGGAGAUGUUAAUGGAAAUUACACCAAAGUUGGCGGUGAUGCUGCAGCGUUUGCGGCGUCCAACCAAGACCUGCAGGCCGUUAAGCUAUUGCACCGUGUCAGCCUGUCCGAGAUUCAUUAUCUUCUGUGUGUGAUAAUUGACUUUGCAGGCCGGAGAGUCUUGGCUCAAACCCCAGUUCCGGGGCUUCUCAGCGCUAUGGGCAGCGUGAAUAAGAAAAACCCCGAGACGGAUGAAAUUAUAACUGAGGAUCUUGUCUCCGAUGUCAAUGUCGUUUAUGGGCUAGAUGAGGCCACCGGCGAAGUUUUGUUUGAUGAAGAAUUUGAUGAGGCAUUAGAAUCUUUCAGCAAAGUCUUCCAUUUGAAGAACCACGAGGCGGGCUCAGCGAAAAUCAAGUUCUCGUCGAACUCUAAGGGAAUAGUAGGAUCUGACAAGAGAAAGUAUGUUUUAGACCUGGCCAACUCUCACCCGCUUGACUCGCAGUUCGCUAGAAAGUACUACGAUAAUGUACCUGAAUCCCAGCGCUACCCUCACAGACAAACCUUGGUUCGCAACGAGCUCGUUGACAAGUGGUGGGCUAGCAAACUGGAAGGCUCUGAUUUGACUUUUGAAAAAGCUUUCGACGAGAAAUUGUUUGCGUUCAAUCCGGAUGCGUAUAUCAGAGAAGGCGUGGAAGAUCCACUGGUCGAGGAGGUAUCCAGCUAUCUCACUAACGAAGUUUUGCCUAGCUUCGCCAAAGACUACGCUAUCGGUAAUCUGACUGCUCCAUAUGACGGUGACCACUUAACAGACUCAAUGCACAAAAAUGGUAUCAACAUGCGGUACCUCGGCAAGUUGAUUGAACUAGCUGAGAACGAAUUGAAGGACCAAGUUGUUCAGCACCAAUCAAAAACUUCUGAAGUUGCUGCUUCUAACGAAGAACACAAGAAAUGGGAAAAGGAUUACCUUAUCAAAAUCGAAAAGCUUAUUAAAGAGAGACAAGCGAAAAUAAACAAACUUGUUCAAGAAGGUAAAGAUAUCCCUGAAGACUUGAAAGGAAACCUUAAACUUGACGAGAAAGACAUUAGAAAGCCAACCAAGGGCAAGGCAGCGAUUGUGAAUAAAGACCAGCUAACUUGCUUGAUCAAAGUUUCGCAGCUAGAAAUCGCAGCUCGUUCUUUGAAGCACGUUCUAAGGGAGUACACCAAGGACUUGCCUAUCCCAGUUCUACCGAGCGUUGUUGUCUACUUCUUUAAUUUGUUGUUUGGCAGCUCAUUCAAUGAAACGCCCGAAGUCGAGAUCGUGGAUAGCUUUUAUGCGGGAAAGAGUUUUUCGUUUGCUAAGCUUUCUCGCCAAGGCCUUUUGAAGGAAAUUUGCAACCAAGCUCAGCGUCGUUUUAUCUACACUCUUCCAAAUGAUGUUGUCGAAGAAUUUUGCAGUGGCGCUUUCCCGCUCAUUAGAGCUAUAUCAAAAAAGUUUGGCAUUCAAUUCUUGAACAAAGAAUACUUCUUUACACAAGAACAGUUCGAGAAGUUUUUGCAGUCUCAGGAUAAGAAGACAAAGAGCAAAAUUGAAGUUCCCAAAGCGACUUUUUCGGUUAAUGACCUAGUUUUAAUUCCUAUCGUCAAAGAUGGAGAUUACAGGUCACUAACUGGAGACAAUUUCUGGAAUCAAGGCGCCGCCAUUUUGAACGAGAAAGAGGCAGACGGCUUGGUGCUGUUGUCUCAAGCUUUGACCAUAAAAGAGGAGGUCAAUGGUGUCAUUCAUCACUCUGUUGCCGAGUCAUACAUGGCAAUGUCAACGAUAUAUCAUACUUUGAAGAGAAUUCCAGAAGCUUUGACUUAUUGUCGUAAGGCUUGUGCCAUAUAUGAAAGAACUUGUGGUGUUGAUUCUUUUGAGGUUCUCAGAUGCCUAACAAACUUGGCUAUUUUGGAGAUAAGUAACAAAUGUCCUUCAAACGGUGCCUUAGUGUUGCAGAGAAUCAUGAAUACCCUAGAUGCUUUAUGUGUUGCUAUCCACCCUGCAGUAAUCAACGCGUACACAAUGUUGCAACAAGCAUCUCUAGCCAGUAAGGAGCCAAAGCUAGCAAUCGAGGUAAUGAAAAAACUCUCAGAAACUAUUCUCCAGAUUGAAGAUGGCGAACGCACUAUUGCCUACGGUUAUAAUCAGUCUCGUUUGGGUGAUCUUUAUGCUACCUUGAACGAUCUCAACGGUUCAUUAAAAGCCAUCACGGAAGCAAGAGAAGUUUUCCAAAGAGAAUUGGGCUUGAAUGAUGAAACAACAGCGCAGUGCAACCAAUGGGUCACUAGUAUCGAAGCCUUGAUGGAAUCGCAGCUUCAACAGCGAAAGUUAACUCAGCAGCAGUCAACCGUGAACUCUUCCGGAACAGCAGCUAAUAGAAAGCAAAAACCUUCGAAGAAGCAAGAGGAGCCUAACCCAGAGCUCGCCAACAAGUCAGUCGACGAAUUGUUAAGUUUCAUCGAGGGCACAAAGCCCAAGAACUCCAAAGGUAAAAAGAAAAACAAAAAGUGA